Debaryomyces fabryi is the source of this 1299-nucleotide messenger RNA. RefSeq lists its product as uncharacterized. The coding region runs from base 1 to 1299 and encodes 432 amino acids. Gene Ontology annotation, molecular function: protein binding; phosphatidylinositol-3-phosphate binding; phosphatidylinositol-3,5-bisphosphate binding. Gene Ontology annotation, cellular component: phagophore assembly site membrane; cytosol; extrinsic component of membrane. Gene Ontology annotation, biological process: autophagy of mitochondrion; nucleophagy; protein lipidation. The record is from RefSeq and is a predicted model, not a curated record. The transcript has a single exon. NCBI's taxonomy places the organism in Eukaryota, Fungi, Ascomycota, Pichiomycetes, Serinales, Debaryomycetaceae.
AUGAAUACACUUUCACCUAUCUCGAAUAAUCAACAAUCUAAAGAACUUCAAAUAUUAAAUAUCAACUUCAAUCAAGACCAAGGAUGCUUCGCCGUGGGCCACGAGCAUGGGUUUCUAGUCUAUAAUACCAACCCCAUUGACUUGAGAGUGAAGAGAAAUUUCAAUACAAAUGGGCAUGGCUCAGGAAUCGCACAUAUUACAAUGCUUCAUAGAACCAAUUAUUUGGCAUUAGUGGGUGGGGGAAAAAACCCGAAGUUUGCAAAUAAUAAAUUGGUGAUAUGGGAUGAUUUGAAGCGGAAAAACAGUUUGAACUUGGAAUUUAUGAGUCCUGUGCUCAAUGUUUUAUUAUCAAGAAUUCGGAUAAUAGUAGUUUUGAAGAACCAAGUCAUAGUGUAUGGUUUUUCAUCACCCCCUAAGAAAUUUGCUACCUACGAGACAAUAGAGAAUGAAUUCGGGUUGGCAGAUUUAUCCGUUAAUUCUACUAAUUCAAUAGGAAACAAUUUGUCUACGUCAAAUUCUUCUAUUUCGUCAUUGGUUUCUAAUCAAGUGUUAUAUGAUAGUAACAAAUAUCAAACUCUUGCAUUUCCUGGUCGAUCAAUUGGCCAAAUCCAGUUAGUUGAUGUAUCACCAUCAGGUCAAGAGAAAAACUUAGUAAGUAUAAUUAAAGCUCAUAAAUCAAAAAUAAGAUGUCUUGCACUAAACAGAUCCGGUACAUUAGUGGCUUCAGCGUCUGAAACAGGCACAAUCAUAAGAGUUCAUUCGACUCAUAAUACUGCUUUGUUAUAUGAAUUUAGGAGAGGUUUAGACAGAGCUAUAAUUACCUCAAUGAAAUUUUCGGAUGAUGAUUCAAAGUUAGCUGUCUUAUCGGACAAGAAUACAUUGCAUGUUUAUAACGUCUCUGCGUUGAAUGCUAAUCUGGGAGCAGCUAGUGAUUUUGCAACUCAUCAUGAGACUUAUCCUGUAAAUAGACAGCAUUUACUAGGAAAUAUUGCAUUUCCUAUCCCUAUUCCAAAGUAUUUCAAAUCCACAUGGUCAUUUUGCUCUGUUAAUACAAAUAAAUAUCAUCCAAGUGGUUCGGAUAACGAUACCAUAAACGAUGUGGGUAUCAUAGGAUGGUCUGGGAAUGACAGUAUCAUUAUUGUCUGGCAAAACAAAAAGAUUUGGGAGAAAUAUGUGAUAGUUGAAAAGCGUCAUAAGUCUCCAACUGAUAUUAAUGAUGGUUUAAAUACUAGCCAUCAAGGAAAUUCUAACUGGGAGUUAGUGAGGUUUAAUUGGAAAAAUCUUGAUAAUUUGGACUGA